Plutella xylostella (diamondback moth) is the source of this 850-nucleotide messenger RNA. It is a transcript of the gene Prosbeta6, whose product is annotated as proteasome beta6 subunit. Gene Ontology annotation, cellular component: proteasome core complex; nucleus; cytoplasm. Lineage: Eukaryota; Metazoa; Arthropoda; Insecta; Lepidoptera; Plutellidae. The record is from RefSeq and is a predicted model, not a curated record.
UAAUCUGUCAAUGUCAAACGGAUUCAAAAUUGUGCAUGUCACUCGCGAAUCGCUGCAUUUAUUGUUUUGCUGUUUCAUUAUCGUUAAAACUCCACUUUCUUUCGUACAAAUAAGAUGUUGAACGUCGAAGGAAACUUCCCCGAGUAUGCUGUGCCCGGCGCCGUGCAGCACCGCUUCGAGCCGUACGCGGACAACGGCGGCAGUGUGGUGGCCAUCGCCGGCGACGACUACGCGGUCAUCGGCGCCGACACGCGGCUCAGCACCGGCUACUCCAUCUACACGCGCGAGCAGAAGAAGCUGUUCCAGCUGGGCGCGCGCACCGUGCUGGGCGCCACGGGCUGCUGGUGCGACACGCUGACGCUCACGCGCCUGCUGACGGCGCGCCUGCAGAUGUACCAGCACGAGCACAACAAGCCCAUGUCCACGCCCGCCGUGGCGCAGAUGCUGUCCACCAUGAUGUACUACAAGCGCUUCUUCCCGUACUACGUGUCCAACGUGCUGGCGGGGCUGGACGCGGAGGGCAAGGGCUGCGUGUACAGCUACGACCCCAUCGGCCACUGCGAGCGGUCCAACUACCGCGCGGGCGGCUCGGCCGGCGCGCAGCUGCAGCCGCUGCUCGACAACCAGAUUGGCCUCAAGAACAUGCAGAAUGUGGAGAAAGUCCCCUUCCCCAAGGAGAAGGCCCUAGCUCUCAUCAAGGAUGUUUUCAUCAGUGCAGCCGAGAGAGACAUCUACACUGGAGACAGUAUUUACAUGCUCAUCAUCACAGCUGAUGGUAUACAGGAGGAGAAGUUCGAAUUGCGUAAAGAUUAGUUUUGUAAAGUUAUAUGAAUAAAGAAUUUUAAUACUA